Anopheles cruzii is the source of this 1131-nucleotide messenger RNA. RefSeq names its product rhodopsin-like. Gene Ontology annotation, cellular component: membrane. Bases 1 to 1131 code for a protein of 376 amino acids. Gene Ontology annotation, biological process: phototransduction; G protein-coupled receptor signaling pathway; visual perception. Gene Ontology annotation, molecular function: G protein-coupled receptor activity. The transcript is spliced from 2 exons. NCBI's taxonomy places the organism in Eukaryota, Metazoa, Arthropoda, Insecta, Diptera, Culicidae. The record is from RefSeq and is a predicted model, not a curated record.
AUGGCAACUUUUGUCACUGGGCCUCAUAUUCCACAGCCCUUACCCUGGACAGUUGCCGUAGACAACUUGACGAUGGUUGAUAAAGUGCCGCCCGAAAUGUUACACCUCGUCGAUACGUACUGGCACCAGUUUCCACCAUUGGACACGAAAUGGCAUACAGCGUUGGCCUCUACUAUGGGUCUUUUGGCGUUCAUUGCCAUCGUGGGCAAUAGCUGCGUGAUCCUCGUAUUCUCCACCACCAAAAGUCUACGCACGCCCUCCAACCUAAUGGUGAUCAAUCUGUCGUUUGCCGAUUUCAUGAUGAUGUUCACGAUGGCUCCGCCGGUCAUCGUCAAUUCGUACUACGGGACGUGGAUAUUCGGUGCCCUGUGGUGUGAAGUGUACGGAAUGCUCGGAUCAUUGUCCGGGUGCGUUUCCAUCUGGAGCAUGACCAUGAUCGCGUACGAACGCUACAACGUCAUCGUCAACGGUCUAUCGGCCAAACCACUCACCUACCAAGGAUCUGUGGGGCGGAUUCUUUUAGUAUGGGCCAAUUCAUUGGUGUGGACUUUAGCCCCACUGUUCGGAUGGAAUCGGUAUGUUCCGGAAGGAAAUAUGAGCGCCUGUGGGACGGACUAUCUUUCGAAGGAUUGGAUCAGUGUUUCCUACAUCUACGCAUACUCGGCCUUCGUUUACUGGCUACCGUUGUUUCUUAUCAUCUACUACUACACUUACAUUUUGAAGGUUGUAUCCGAACACGAAAGAAUCAUGCGAGAGCAGGCGAGAAAAAUGAACGUUGUGUCCCUUCGCUCGGCGGACCAUUCUGGGGGGCGGAAUGCAGAAAUCCAGCUGGCGAAAAUCGCACUCGUUACCAUUUCGCUGUGGUUUAUGGCCUGGACCCCAUACCUGGUAAUUAACUACGUAGGUAUCUUUGGCACCGGGUCCAUAAGCCCUCUUCAAACGACCUGGGGAUCGCUGUUCGCCAAAGCUAACGCCGUCUACAACCCGAUCGUGUACGGCAUCAGCCAUCCGAAAUAUAAGGCAGCUCUUCGGCAACGUUUUCCGUGGUUGACCUACCGCAAGGAUAAAAUGGACCAAACGUCGAUUGUUUCAAACGCUACGGCUAUUGAUCAGUGCGAAACACGAACCUAA